GAAAUAUCUUCUUUUCUCAAAAAAAAAAAAUCAAAGGCUGCGUGUAUCUUCUCCAUCCAAAGAUGGCAACUAUAGCUACUAGUCUUAACAUUGCAACCCAACGUGUCAUCGUCACCAGCGAGAAUCGACCAGUUCGUCUCGCCGGUCCGGUCCAUUUGAACAAUCCGUGGAAUCUUGGGUCAAGAACAACCAACCGGAUGGUGAAACUUAAGCCGAUUAGAGCAGCACCGGAAGGAGGGAUAUCGGAUGUAGUGGAGAAAAGCAUUAAGGAAGCUCAGGAGACUUGUGCUGGCGAUCCUGUGAGUGGAGAGUGUGUAGCUGCGUGGGACGAGGUUGAAGAGCUUAGCGCUGCAGCUAGCCAUGCUAGAGACAAGAAGAAAGCUGAUGGUUCGGACCCUUUGGAGGAAUACUGCAAAGAUAAUCCUGAGACCAACGAGUGCCGUACUUACGACAACUGAAGCGAUCAAGAUCAUGUUCCGGUCAAUUCGGUUAUGUAAGGUGAUAUGAAUGCUGUCUUUGUAAGUCUCAAUUAGCUCUAAAAAACAUUUGUAAUUUGU
Messenger RNA from Arabidopsis arenosa, 557 nucleotides. Lineage: Eukaryota; Viridiplantae; Streptophyta; Magnoliopsida; Brassicales; Brassicaceae. The record is from the annotation of a GenBank genome assembly.